Molecule: messenger RNA, 2813 nt
Organism: Coregonus clupeaformis (lake whitefish)
Lineage: Eukaryota; Metazoa; Chordata; Actinopteri; Salmoniformes; Salmonidae
Product: E3 ubiquitin-protein ligase RNF166
Exons: 6
Coding region: 394-1125 (243 amino acids)
Biological process (GO): protein polyubiquitination; ubiquitin-dependent protein catabolic process
Molecular function (GO): ubiquitin protein ligase activity
Source: RefSeq, a predicted model, not a curated record
GUUCGUGAGAGUCGCCCUGAACUAGCAGUUGCGCAAAAUCCCUGAUCUUUUAAUAAUCUGGAUAUAUUUUGGUCAGUUGUUUGUAAAUAAAGAUUAUUUGAAGAUCGAAUAAUCUGUUCAGCGCCCUGCUGAGGUCGACUCUUGUCAACCAGCACUGUCUUGUAAUGUUUACUUAUUUCGUGCUUCGGCGUGUCCUCUCGAGCGCUUGUGUAGCGGACUGAUGUUAGCUAAAUUAUUUUACACAAACAAUACAUAGGCGUGGUAGCUUUACUUAUACGCAUUAUUCACACGAAGGAUGUCCAUCGUGCACAAUCGAUGUAAAUACUCGAUGUGAAUACUCCCAGGUAGUUACAGCCAUAGUCGAGAACGAAGUGCGAGCAGAGAUCCGCGUUCAUGAUGGCGAUGUUUCGCAGCUUUGUGUCGGCAACUCAUCAGCUCAGGCAGCAUCAACAGAACGGGGCAGCGGCGGCUGCCUCUGGCGAGAGCCUCGAGAGCCAGUUCUCGUGCCCAAUUUGCCUGGAGGUGUAUCAUAAACCUGUCACCAUUGCAAGCUGUGCCCACACGUUCUGUGGGGAGUGUCUGCAGCCCUGUCUCCAGGUGACUUCUCCCCUCUGCCCUCUGUGCCGCAUGCCUUUUGACCCAAAGAAGGUGGACAAGUCCUCCAGUGUGGAGAAACAGCUGUCCAAUUACAAGGCCCCCUGUCGGGGCUGCAGUAAGAAGGUGUCUCUGGUCAAAAUGAGGUCACACAUCUCCUCUUGCGCAAAGGUCCAGGAACAGAUGGCCAACUGCCCAAAGUUUGUGCCUGUGGUCCCCACUUCACAGCCCAUUCCCAGCAAUAUUCCAAACCGUUCCACCUUUUCAUGCCCGUUCUGUGGAGCCCGCAAUCUGGACCAACAGGAGCUGGUCAAACAUUGUAUGGAGAACCACCGCAACGAUCCCAACAAAGUGGUGUGUCCUGUAUGUUCAGCCAUGCCCUGGGGGGACCCCAGCUACAAGAGCUCCAACUUCCUCCAGCACCUCCUCCACCGGCACAAGUUCUCCUACGACACGUUUGUGGACUACAGCAUUGACGAGGAGUCAUCACUGCAGGCAGCCAUGGCCCUGUCCUGUCAAAUCAAAUGUUAAAGUGAGUGACUGUGUGACUCUGUGUUUGCAGGACUACAGUAUUGAUGAAGAGGCGGCACUACAGGCAGCCCUGGCUCUCUCCAUGGCAGAGAACUGAGUCCCCUUGGUCCUCUGAGUCCCCCACUCUGCUGUCUGGGGAUGCACUUCCAUCCUGACACCCCACUAGCUCUCUUUCUUUCUCUGGAUCCACCCCAUAUCCCGCCCCCUCCACAGCCACCUCACAGGGAGAGUUUGGAAGGACCUUGGCCCUGGCCUAGACUCCCACUCUGGGAGAGCUCCAGAGGGAUUAUCUCCUAACCCUGUCCCCGAUCCUCUACCUGGCCCUUCAUCCACUCUGCUCACCUGCUUAACUCGUCAAGGCCCAUUACCAUUACAUCAUAUCCUCUCAGCCAGCAGCAGCCCCUUCACUUCCUGUAUACUGGGGAGAAAGGGAGCUUGGCCUCCAAUAAAUGUUGCAAUUCAAAACCACUGCAAUGCAAAACAAUGAGUACAGCAUGGAAAUGUUUGUUAUUCGGCAGAAAGUAUGAAGGUUCCCAAAAAUAAGGAUUUAAGGUAUUUUCUUUGACUCUUUAUUUUUCACUGUUCAAAUGAAAUGUUUUCAAACUCCAGGAAAAAGCCAUCACAUGACACACGUUCUGGUAAAAGUACCACAGAUUAGUUCUGUUAAAGUUUAUUCUCAAGUGAAUCAUUUGAUGGCUUUUUGAAUAAGAGGGACUACAGUUGAAUGGCUUGACCCCAUUGUCAGUGUGAUAAGCUUACAGAUGGGUGACAGUCUAGACAUAACCAGUUAAACAGAGAGGGAGGACAUUCUCACAUCCCCAUCACGACAACAACACACACUAACAUUUGCAAAUCAAAACAAACUAUCAAACUAUCCCCUUUUGUAUUCAGAGUUCUUGUGAAUACUUGCACUUGUCACAUUUUUCUACAUAAUUGAACUAUAGAUUGUUCUUACUUCAUAGUUAAGAAACAGAAUUAUAGUACUGCAUUUAGUCUUCACUCUGCUGUUGCUCUGCUGAUAUUUUUAUGAAGCACCAGACAAGAUGAAAUCUAUUUUUGGAAAAUGUUUCAGUUUCAAAUGCUGUACUAAUAAUAAGAAACGUGUUUAUUGGGGAUGUGUUUGUUGUUUUACCACCUUUUUCAAAGUAGCCAUUGGUACUGUACUGCUGGCAUCAAACAGUUGUUAGCAGGAUCUUAGGGCCUAUGUGUAAUACACUGUCUCAAACACAAGAGGGCAGCCCAGUCUCGAAAUAGACUGGGCACAAGUCAAAAGUCAUUCAAAGCCCAGUGUUCUUCAGUCAGUGUUACUCCAAGUCAUCAUGUUUAGACCCAUGCACAGUAUUGUGAAAAAGGCCCAUGUGUUGCCUAAAUGUAUGAGCUGUUUGGUUUAGUGCCCACUAUGAGAAGUGUUAGGGAAAUUGACAUUGUAAAGUGCAAGAAGUGAAAUAUGACGUGAGUACUGUUGGAUAAGUCUAUCCUUGUGGUUGAAUUGGUUGUUGCGCUGUAAAAGUCCAGUUUUAUGUUCAUUAUUUUAUUGAACACCAAUGUUGGUCUGAUAGUAAAAUGCAAAUGUAAAAGUGUACAUUGCAACACUGUACAGAAUCAGUACAAUGUUCCUAGGCCAUUUACAGUGCCUUGCAAAAGUAAUCAUCCCCUUGGCAUUUUUCCAAUUUUGUUGCAUUAUAACC